AGUUCCAAUGCGCAACAGCUGUUCGGCGUGCAAACAGAAGUGAAUUUUAUAAUUCUAUAACAUGGAUCAGAAUAUACCCAUUAAAACGGACAUUGAUGAUUCAAUCAAAAAGAAAUCUAACAAUAUCGUUCCAAAUUAUCUCAAACGCAUCGUAUUCGACUAUUUACAGAAACAUGGCUGUACGCAUGACAAUUUGGUCGCCGUUGCGAGGGCAAGGCGAAAAAAUCAGGAGCGUGCGAUAGAGUACAUAUGCAACGCCUGCAAGGAUGCUGAGGUGCGUGUGAAUCAUGAAUGUGAUUCGGUUAGCCUAAGCCACAUAAAUCAAUGGCUAGAGGUGUUAAACAAUGCGGAAUUGUCGAAACUGUGCGAAUACGAAGCAGCAGCCGUGAUGAAUAGCAUAGUGCGCACGGAGGUGCAACCAAAGCCGGCUCAAUUGGGUGGCAUCGACAUGAGUGAGGUAUACGGCUUUCUUGAGAAUGCUCUAACUGGACAGAUACAGAAGGGAUUAGGCGAAGCUAGCGAAGCGUUUCUUGCACGGGAAAUUGAGCUCCUCAUUGAAGAGGCCAACAAUGAUCAUUCCGAUAAUGUUGUGCGGAGCAUGGGACAGAAGCUGAACGAUCGGCAGGAGUAUAACUAUGAGGCGGAGCCAAACAAAUGCAGCUUGGAUCCAUUGUUUUUAGAUGAAUAGCUUAAGAAUUGUACAAAAAAUGAUAGUCAAACACAUUUAUAUCCACACAUAUUUAUUAAACAUUUAAAUUCAA
This is a messenger RNA of Drosophila mojavensis, 761 nucleotides long. RefSeq lists its product as uncharacterized. The transcript has 4 exons. NCBI's taxonomy places the organism in Eukaryota, Metazoa, Arthropoda, Insecta, Diptera, Drosophilidae. The coding region runs from base 62 to 688 and encodes 208 amino acids. The record is from RefSeq and is a predicted model, not a curated record.